Messenger RNA from Cydia strobilella, 2211 nucleotides. It is a transcript of the gene Ttc19, whose product is annotated as tetratricopeptide repeat protein 19 homolog, mitochondrial. The coding region runs from base 171 to 1163 and encodes 330 amino acids. Gene Ontology annotation, biological process: mitochondrial respiratory chain complex III assembly. Gene Ontology annotation, molecular function: protein binding. Lineage: Eukaryota; Metazoa; Arthropoda; Insecta; Lepidoptera; Tortricidae. The transcript has a single exon. The record is from RefSeq and is a predicted model, not a curated record. Gene Ontology annotation, cellular component: mitochondrial inner membrane.
UCAUGUGGCCAUUUUCGCAGAUUUAAAUGAUUUAACCAAGUAAAAUUUUAUACUAUUUAACAUAUUUUAGUGCCUAAACAUCAUAAGAUUUGACCAUAAAUCUUCCCCUACCCCUACUUCAGGAAACAAAUGUAAUAAAAUAAAUUACAUAAGAGUAAAAUUAAAUAAAUAUGUCAUCGAAGUAUAGGAUUCUAUGGAAUACCAUAUCAAGAAUUAAAUUUGAUAAGAGAUUUAUACAAAAGUGUAUUAAUGUACCAUUCCCUAAAGUAUCACCCAAACAAGCUGCAAUACCAUGUACCAUUGGGUUCUCUCUGUUCACUUGGCUAGGAUUUCAACCAAAACUUAGUGCUGAAGAUGAGCUUAUUCAAACUAUCAAACACUGUGUACUUUUUAUUCAAAGAUUGCAAUAUGAUAAAGCUGAACAAUUACUUCAUAUUGCAUUAAGGCAGGCCCAGCAAAUGAAUCAUAAAAUGGGUGUAACAUACAUCUAUGAUGUCAUGGCUAACUUGGCAUUAGAAAGAGAACAACUAGACAAGGCCAAGCAGCUCUUUGUUGCAGUAACACAGAGAAUAAUGGCAGAUGGAGCUAAAGAAGAUGAUCCUAGAGUUGUACAUCUUAGUAUCAAACUGGCCAGAAUUAGCCAUUUGAAAAAAGAAUAUUCAACAGCUCAACUAGGUUAUGAUUGGUGCUUAGAAAAGUUACAUAGAGCUAUGGGUACAAAUCCUAGUGAUGACACUAUUAAAAUGCUUGCAGUAGCGGAGGACUGGUGUGGAAGGUUGUAUGUAGAUUGCAGUAGACUGGAGGAGGGCUUGAAAUUGAUGGUAAAUUCACUUGAACAUAUGCAGACAGUUGGUGAUGUGGGCCAGGAACAUUUUGUAGUCCAGCUGAAUGAUAUCGGAACAGUUUGUGUCCAGUUAGGAAGGACAGAUGAAAGCAUUGCUUAUUUUAAACAAGCUAUAGAAAUAGGAAAGCAGUUACCGGAGAUGGAAGAAUUAGGAACAAUGUAUGUUAAUUUAGGGAGGGCUUAUUUGAAGAAGCAACUGGUAGAGGAAGCCAGGAAGAGUUGUGGGUACGGGUGGAAACUGGGGGUGCAGGCUAACAAUAAAGAAAUCAAAGAAGAGGCUGAGGAAUGUAUCAAAGAAGUAAGGAGUAUGAUGAGGUAGAAUUGUACUAGUAGUUAGUACAGGUCGAUUGACAAGAGCUGGCACAAAUGGAAUUAAUGAGUGAUAUCUAAAUGAGUCUCUGACUGUACACCGAUACUGGUGUCACUCAUAUAAUGAAUGUUUCAUUCAUUCAAUUUGUGCCAGCUUUCAUGAAUCAACCUGUAGUUGUAGAAUUCUACAGUCAGGUACAAAUAUAUAUAUCUAAUACCAAAUGUAUAAAAUAAAAUUUGUUAGCCUCAAACAAACCGAAUAACUUUAUAUACAAUAAAAUGCAUUUAUGCCCCAGUUACCCAUAGUCCCAACACCACUGAAUAUUAUAUUGCUUUAGAAGACUCGAAGAAGUUUAUGAAAAUCUUGAUCAAGGCACAGCACAGGUGUGUCAUAGGACUCUUGAAAAACCUAUCUGCUAAAUGUUAAUUUAAGUUAUAAAGAAUAUAUCCAUAUAAAAUUUAACAUAUAAUAGAUUUAUUAAAUCACAUUUAGAAACGGGUCUAUCGCGAAUUUAUUUUGUUACCUUUAUUUACCGACGUUUCGACACAGGUUUCACUGGUCGUGGUCGCGGCUAACUGACGUCCCAGCAAAAUGUCAAAACAGAGAUUUGUGUGACUACCCCACGAAAAGUGCAUUUAAAGUUCGAGGUAGGCAUCACAUUUUCAAACCACCCACUACACAUCAAAGUUAAUUAUUGUCAAUAGUCCAACACACAACACUCACAACAUCCGCGCACACAUCCGAAGAUAGAUCCCUCGGCUUUAACUUCUGGAUCACUUGUCCCCAAGUUGCCGAUAAGUUAAAACCAUCUUCCCUAUUAAAAUUUCUGGGGUGCUUCUUGAUUUCAAUCGCUUCUCGCACAACUCGAGGAUAAUAAUGCCGUUCAGUGGAGGCAUCGUGGAGUGGAAACGUCGGUAAAUAAAGGUAACAAAAUAAAUUCGCGAUAGACCCGUUUCUAAAUGUGAUUUAAUAUGUGUUUAAACCGCGAAAGUUUUAAAUGUUAUAUAAUAGAUUUGUAGACAUAGUAGCACACCUUGUAUAUACCCAGCCACUAUGU